Molecule: messenger RNA, 1609 nt
Organism: Syngnathoides biaculeatus (alligator pipefish)
Lineage: Eukaryota; Metazoa; Chordata; Actinopteri; Syngnathiformes; Syngnathidae
Gene: prmt2
Product: protein arginine methyltransferase 2
Exons: 9
Coding region: 259-1503 (414 amino acids)
Biological process (GO): peptidyl-arginine methylation
Cellular component (GO): nucleus
Molecular function (GO): protein-arginine N-methyltransferase activity; protein binding
Source: RefSeq, a predicted model, not a curated record
GGCCGUUAAAACUUUUAAUGGCAGUUGAAGUUAAUUUUAUGUGUAAUAUUUCCGAUUGUCUUUGAACGCAACGCAUGUGACGUACCCAACAGGAAGUGGCCGCAAAAGUUGAGCUGGCCGCUAAAAUUUUCCCCACUGAUAGCUUCCAGCUCAACUGAACUCAGUUACUCCACAUUUCUAUGGCCAAAAAAAUAUGCAUAAAUGUAUAGAUAAACAUUUCGGGUGCGACAUUAAGUAGCUGGGUUGGUGUUUAUAGAGAUGGAGGAUCCGGAAGAUGUGCUGCCACCUGAGGAGUACGUUGUUCACUGGAGCUUUCAGGGUCGUUGCAGUGAAGAGCAGCUUAGUAUCAGCAAAGGAGAGCGACUGCUGGUCCAUGCCAAGGUCUCCCCAGAGUGGUGGUGGGCUGAGCUGCGGGGGGUCUUUGGAUAUGUCCCUGCCAGCUACCUCUACCAGGGAUCCAAUGAAGAUGAGGAGGAGGAGGACCCGUGGCAGGACGAGGAGUACUAUUGCACUUACGGAACACUGAAUCUUCACUUGGAGAUGUUGUCAGACAAGAGCCGCACAGAGGCGUACAGGCGGGUGGUCGUCAACAACAGCGCUUCCCUGCACGGGAAGGUGGUGAUGGACCUCGGCUGCGGGACGGGCAUCGUGAGCCUGUUCUGCGCUCAGCUGGCACGACCGGCAGCGGUGUAUGCCGUGGAGGCGAGCUCGAUGGUGGAGCACACCAGGGAGCUGGUGAAGCAGAACGCCUGCGAGGAGGUGAUCACGGUGCUGCGGGGGCGAGCCGAGGAGAUCCAACUACCUGAGCGGGUGGACGUCCUGGUGUCCGAGUGGAUGGGCAACUGCUUGCUCUUUGAGUUCAUGGUGGAGUCGGUCUUGCUGGCCAGAGACCGUUGGUUACGGGAAGAUGGCACGAUGUGGCCCUCGUCCGCAGCCCUCACCCUGGUGCCGUGCCAAGCCCACAGAUACUACGCCGACAAAAUGGCCUUCUGGGAGAAGCCAUACGGCCUGGACUUUACACCACUUCAGCCCCUCGCACUCCAGGAGUUCUUCGCCAAGCCCAAGUUUAGUCACUUAAUGGAGCCCGGCGACCGCCUCGCCUCUCCUGCCGACGUCAUCUGCUUGGACAUGUACACGCUGCAGGUGGCGGACCUGGAGGAAAUGCAGGGCGAGUUCACGUUUAGCCUGGAAAAGUCUGGAACGUUCCACGGUUUCACCGCCUGGUUCAGCGUUUGCUUCGAGAGCCUGGAGGAGGGCGGCCCGCCGGUGGAUCUGAACACCGGACCUGACGCCGAGCCGACACACUGGAAGCAGACCCUCUUCAUGCUGGACGAGCCCGUCAGCGUGCGUCGCGAGCACCUCAUCCGUGGGACCGUUACUUUGCGCAGGAACCCCGUCUGGAGGCGCCACUUGAUCGUCACCAUUCACUGGGAGAUCAGCGGCCACGCUCAGGAGGAGCCCGCCUGCCAGGCCGGCACUAAGAGCUUCCCUAUGUGGCGCUGAAAGCUUCUCACCAUCCGACGAUUGCGUGCUGAGUUUCUGCGCUUGCAGCCUUCAGUUGUCAUGGAUGACUCCUCAGUGGAAGAAAUCACCCCACCCACGCAGAACU